Ceratotherium simum simum (southern white rhinoceros) is the source of this 2478-nucleotide messenger RNA. The record is from RefSeq and is a predicted model, not a curated record. Lineage: Eukaryota; Metazoa; Chordata; Mammalia; Perissodactyla; Rhinocerotidae.
AGGGCGGGACACCCCCCAACACGAGCCCUGUGCUCUCUCAUCUCCCCACCAACACUCCGCUGUCUGGGCGCGGGAGUGAGGUCCGGGCCUGGAUGCGUGGGGUAGGGGCUGCGGUUCGUGUCCUGCGUGCCGGGGCUGUGGAGGGCCUAUAUGGUGCCGAGGGCAUCCUGCCUGCACGAAGGACGCUGCGGCCACAGGGCAAGGGGCGCUGGCAGCAGCUGUGGGAAACCCCGACGCUGCUGUGGGAGGCACCGAGACUGGGGCUGGACACGGCGCAGGGCCUGGAGCUGCUGAACCUGCUAGGCACUCUGCUGGCCCUGGGCGCACUGCUGCUGCGCCAGCUGCGCCACCUCCUCACCUACUUGUUGCUCUGGGCUGCCUACCUGUCGGCCUACCAGGUGGGCCAGGUGUUUCUUUACUUCCAGUGGGAUUCCCUGCUGCUGGAGACUGGCUUCCUGGCCAUGCUGGUGGCUCCCCUGAGGCAGUGCCCCCACCACAAGCAGGCCCCCCAGGGGGGGCUGGCAGGGGCCUUGCCCCACGAAGGCCUCCCCUUCUGGCUCGUGCGUUGGCUGCUGUUUCGCCUCAUGUUCGCCUCGGGUGUGGUCAAGCUGACCAGCCGUUGCCCCGCGUGGUGGGGUCUCACUGCCCUUACCUACCACUACGAGACGCAGUGCCUGCCCACACCUGCCUCCUGGUUCGCCCACCACCUGCCCGUCUGGCUGCACAAGCUCAGCGUGGUGGCCACCUUCCUCAUCGAGAUCGCAGUGCCCCCUCUGUUCUUCGCCCCUGUUCGCCGCCUGCGCUUGGCUGCCUUCUACUCCCAGGUCUUGCUGCAAGUCCUAAUUAUCAUCACUGGCAACUAUAACUUCUUCAACCUUCUCACCCUGGUGCUCACCACCUCCCUCCUGGAUGAUGAGCACCUGGCUGCCAAGUCGGGCAACAGCCACUGCAGGAAGACACCCACCUCCUGGCCCAAGGCUCUGCUGGCCAUGCUGUCCCUGCUGCUAGAACUGACCAUCUAUGGGCUGCUGGCCUACGGCACCGUGCACUACUUUGGCCUGGAAGUGGACUGGGAGCAGCACACUGUCCGCUCCAGAACCACCUUCACCUUCCACCAGUUCUCCCAGUGGCUGAAGAUGGUGACCCUGCCCACCAUGUGGCUGGGGGUGGCCUCCCUCACCUGGGAACUGCUGACCGCCCUCUGGAGGUGGACCCAGGUGCGAGGGUGGCUGAGGAAGCUCUGUGCUGCGGUCCAGCUGUCCAUCUUUGGCACUGCCACGGUGGCCCUGUUCAUGAUUAGCCUGGUGCCAUACUCCUAUGUGGAGCCCUCAACCCAUGGGCGCCUCUGGACUGGGGCCCACCGCCUGUUUGGCACUGUGGAGCACCUGCAGCUGGCCAACUCCUAUGGCCUCUUCCGCCGGAUGACCGGUCUGGGUGGACGGCCUGAGGUGGUGCUUGAGGGCAGCUAUGACGGGCACCACUGGACGGAGAUCGAAUUCAUGUACAAACCUGGGAACGUGAGCCGGCCGCCCUCUGUUGUGGUGCCCCACCAGCCACGCCUGGAUUGGCAGAUGUGGUUCGCGGCCCUGGGCCCCCACACACACAGCCCCUGGUUCACGAGCCUGGUCCUCCGCCUGCUGCAGGGCAAGGAGCCCGUGAUCCGCCUCCUCCAGAACGACGUGACCAAGUAUCCCUUCCACAAGCAGCCGCCUACCUACCUGCGCGCCCAGCGCUACAAGUACUGGUUUUCGCAGCCUGGGGAGCAGGGCCAGUGGUGGCGACGCCAGUGGGUGGAGGAAUUCUUCCCAGCCGUAUCCCUGGGGGACCCGACGCUGGACAUGCUGCUCAGGCAGUUUGGCCUUCAGGACAAGAGCCCACCCCGGCCCCACGGCUCCAGCAGCCCCCUGGCCCAGGCCCUCCACUGGAUACGGAAACAGCUGUCUCACCUGGAGGCUCCCAUUGUGCUCUGGGGGCUCCUCAUCACCUUGGGGGCCAUUAGGGUCAUCCAAGCCCUGCUGGGCCCCCGUUCCCCCCGCUCCUCCCCUCCGGCCAGGGAGGAGAAGCACAGGCCAGCCUCCAAGAAGGACUUGGGAGCUGCCGGCAAACAGGCUGCCCCAGCCCCCGACAACAACAGCAGCGGUUCUCAGACCCUCCGGCGGAAAAAGUAGCUGCAUUCUGUCCGCCCGCGUCCUGAGAGGGUCAGGGUCCCCAGCACAUCUCUGGGCUUGUGCAGCAGGACAUGGCCCAGCCACCGUGCCUUAGCCAGCUGCCAUGGCAGAUGCAGGUUGGCGUGCUGCUCUUUGGGGCAGGCUCUGGCUGCCCUGUUGCUUCAAGGGCACACUCGUCCCCCCACGCCAACCACAUCCCUCCCCAGGGCACCCUCUGGCCUGGAUGAUGGCCCAGGAGGCGGGUAUGUGACCCGGCUCAGGGUCCUCCUCAGGAUGUCGUAAUCAGGGCUGUGGAAGGCCCUUGCCUUGU